This is a messenger RNA of Microplitis mediator, 1811 nucleotides long. Its product is annotated as hornerin-like. The transcript is spliced from 3 exons. Bases 114 to 1046 code for a protein of 310 amino acids. NCBI's taxonomy places the organism in Eukaryota, Metazoa, Arthropoda, Insecta, Hymenoptera, Braconidae. The record is from RefSeq and is a predicted model, not a curated record.
GAUGUAACUAUAACAAGUGACGCUUCAGUUUCAUUUCAUUGUAAGCUUUCGUACGAAGCGAGUAUAUUAAUAAAUAUAAAAAUUGUAUCUCAUUUGAUAUAGUGAUUUUCAAAAUGAAUUUCGAAUUACUUAUUGGAUUUAUGAUUUUGUUAAUAAUUUCACAUGUCGAUGGUUGUGGGAAACGUCAUAGCAGAAGUCAUAGGGGUGGAGGCCUCAGAAGUCUAUUCCGUUCAUCACACUCUUCAGGACACUCGAGUUCAUCUGGAUAUCAUGGAUCUUCUGGAUCAUCUGGAUCAUCUGGGUCAUCUGGAUAUCAUGGAUCUUCUGGCUCAUCAGGUUAUUAUGGAUCUUCUGGAUCAUCUGGGUCAUCUGGAUAUCAUGGAUCUUCUGGCUCAUCAGGUUAUUAUGGAUCUUCUGGAUCAUCGAAUCAUUAUGGAUCAUUAGGAUCAUCGUACGAUAGAUCAUCUGGAUCAUCUAGACAUAAUGAAUUAACUAAUUAUGGAUCGUCUAGAUUAUCUGAGAAUGAUAGUCCCAGUAGCAUCCAAACUACUAGCAAAAAAACGUCUCAUAUAAUUCCUGUUAUGCAUUCCCCUGCUUACCAUGCUUACCAUCAUACUGCAUAUUCUCAUGGUUCCUCUAACCAAGUGAGUGAACGAGUCGAAUCAACUACAUCAUCAACAACUAACGAACCAAUGUAUCAGAACAAGGCAAAUUAUCCCUCGUUUGACUUAUCGCCAUCAUUAUCUGAUCCUAUAGCUGAUAUGCGAAAACUCCUUAAACAAUUAGAUGAUGAUGCUAAGUCUGCUGUGUUAAAAAAGAAUCUAACAACCUCUACUUCAACAACACCAUCUACAGCAAAUAUUCCUGAAACCAAGAAUCAUAAAUCGAAAACAGAAGAUAAAAUCGAGCCGACUCAAUCAAACCCCAAGUCUAUGUUAUUUGAUCCUGAUAAUCCUCUCAAUUCUAUCAAGAAAGUCUUCAAAGCAAUCGGUCUGAACAUGAAUUUUGACGACGAGUUCCCCACGUUAAGACCUUUCAGACUCUGAAAUGCUAAAAAAUGAAUUUCUCAUGAUACCAGCAUUAAAAACUUCAAGCUUCAAUAUCUCUACAGUUAGUCAAAACAAGCUAAUUUCAAUUCGACACGAAAAAAUACUAGCAAACGCAUUAAUUACGAAUGGUUCAAGUCAGCGUGUAGAAACUUAUGUAUUUCAUGUCUUGGGAAGAAACAAAUAAUGUUUCUGCCUACUGACUGAAGUCAUUCGCAACAUAAUCUCUCGUACUUGACAUUUAUUUAAUAGUAAUUUCAGACCUUCAAUGAAGGGAAGAGAGAGGGUCAGGGUACUAGAGAUAAAACUGAGUUUUUGGGGACUCGAAUAUGAUAAAUCAUUUUUUUUUUAUGAUAUUAAAUGUACAUAGAAAAAAUUUUUAGUCGCCAUUAAAAAAAGUUUUCAUUUGUUCCGGGCAAAUGGAGUGCCCCCUGAAACAGGUGAAAAACAAAUAUUUCUGAUAAGUAAAUAAAUUUGAUUAAAUUCAAUUUUCUUAUAAUUGACAUAAAAAAAAAUCACGUUUUACAUUAUUCAUAGAUACAAAAGAAGAAAAAAUAAUUUUUAAUAGUUUUUGUCAUAAAACAAAAAGCAUUAAUAUUUUUUGACUGACACUUUCGAUAAAAAGCUUAACUACUUACUUUAAGUUGUUAAAUUUUUAUUUGUUAUCACUACUUAUUAUUAACUUCGAAGUUUAAAGUUUAAGUUAGUUUCAAUUCCAAAGAAGAUAUUUUUUAAAAAGCAACUUCAUAUUGGUUAGAGUAAUAA